CGAUGUCGUUCCGUUAAACGAUUCAUCUUGAAAACCUCAGUUCUCGAUAAUCAUAUAACCCUAUCACCAGCGAGCAGAGCAAACGAAGCGGCACCGGCAAAGCUUCAGGGCGCCGGCCAGAGUAAUACACAUACAUACUUAGAUUAUUCCGGCGAGAGCACCGGUUCGCUCUUCUCGGUUCCGCCCCUGCUCCAAGACCUCCAAGACGCUCUACCUCGCUAGUCGCUAGGCCGCACACCGGCACAGCGCUGUAACCGGAAUGACAGGAAGGAUUUGUCUGAAAUCUCCACCAAAUACUGUCUUUCCACCAAAGGGCAAUUCAAGACUUCUUGGAUUCUGAAAUCGCAAAAUGUCACGUUGCAAGUCUGCUGCAAUUUUAGCCGGGGAGAACAAUCAUGGUGAGAACAAAGGUGGAAAUAAAGAGAAUACAGGACAAAUCCAAGAGGCACACUACCUUCACCAAGCGCCGCCAAGGACUAUUCAAUAAAGUCAACGAGCUCUGCAAGCGUUGCAAUGCCGAAGCCGCCGCAAUCACAUUCUCUUUAGCGGGAAAUGCAUAUGCUUUUGGCUAUCCGUGUGUUGAGUCUGUCUUGAAACGUUACGAUGACCAUAUCCAAAAGCAUUCACACGGGGCUGGCGGUGAGUCCGUAGAUAAUUCAUCUGAUGUAGCCACUACGUUAAGUAGUAGCAGUGCUGCGAGUAUAAGUAGUAGCGAUAGUAGUUUAAAUGUAGACGAAUUGGGAAUGGAAGAGCUUGAAGAUGUUAGAAUGUCUAUGGAAGAGUUGAAAAAAAGAAUUAUUGAUCGAAUGAAUGAGAUUUCAGAAACUGUUUCUCUUUAAUGCUCUCUUGUGGGUUGAAUAUGUUUCUAUAACGUAGGUCUUUUUAUUGUUUCUUGAUUCUUUUGGAUUAAAUAGAGUCUCUAUACUACCUUUUGUGGACUGGAAUAGUUUUAAAUGACGAACAAUUUGAUACGCUAUUGCUAGUGAUGAGCAGAAAGAUUGUUUCUAUUUGAUUA
Messenger RNA from Cuscuta epithymum, 1015 nucleotides. NCBI's taxonomy places the organism in Eukaryota, Viridiplantae, Streptophyta, Magnoliopsida, Solanales, Convolvulaceae. The record is from the annotation of a GenBank genome assembly.